AUAACCAAGGGAAACUCAAUAUACAAAAAAAUGAUUAAUCAUUUUACAUCUAUGUCAAGCAUGUGUGGCUAACGGCUUAAGUCCAAAAAGGAUCUAAGUCCAAAAUACUGACUAGCCUUCUAGCUCGUCACUCCUCCUGGUUAACCGUGCCUCGGGUCUCAUUCCCUGAAAUGGUGGAUAAGGAAAACUACGAGAUAAGAUAUCUCAGUAAGUAAAAAUAUGGAUAGCCCGUGAGUAAAAUUUAAGCAUGCCUGAUAAACAAUUUAACAUAACAAAGUGUUCAAUGAUAAAUUGUUAAUGCAGAAUAAGAUUCAGUAGUAGUCUCAUCUAUAAGUUAAUAACAAAGCGUUCAAUGAUAAACCGUUAAUGCAGAAGAUGAUUCAGUAGUAGUCUCAUCUAUAAGUUAUGGCCAGUGUUUAACAACUCCCACUGGCAAGCGUCAGUUUCAGUAAUAACCAAUGUACUAUCCCAUUGGUAGGAUUACAAAAUGAACUGGUCCUAUCGUAACCUAUGAACGGUGCUGUGAAUAGUACCACGACGUGAACAGUACUGCACUUCCAAAAAUUGGCCAAAACACUAGCUAAUUCACGGGAUUUUCUCCAAAAAUCACACAGCAGUCAAUUAACACUCAAUCACACAAAUUCGACUUGAAUCAAUGCUUAAACUUUAUCCUAAAGCUACCGGAAUUCCUCCCCAAUUUUCAGCCAAAAUUCGGACACAAGGCAGCAAACAAUUGAUGAAAUUCAAGCUUGGAGGAGCUGUCAACUUACCCACAAUUUUCCAGCAAGCAAAACCGGACCUGCUGGAGGGAAGAAGCCGGCGGCAAGCUACAGGGGAACUCACGGACUAGCCAAAAAUUGGAGAACCAAAGUUAACCCAAGCUAAAUCAAGCUAAAAGGAUGAAAUCAUGGCUGUUUCUUACCAAAAAUCAAAGCAAUUCGCCCCC
Rubroshorea leprosula is the source of this 946-nucleotide messenger RNA. NCBI's taxonomy places the organism in Eukaryota, Viridiplantae, Streptophyta, Magnoliopsida, Malvales, Dipterocarpaceae. The record is from the annotation of a GenBank genome assembly.